UUUUUUUUUGAAUGUUGCAUCUCAUAAUUGCUGUUCUCUGACAGGUUUUCUUUAAUCAUUGCCUCAUAGAAAUCUUGUUUUUUAAACUUAUAAUCAAGAAAAGAAAUGUUUCUUAUAAUUUUAUUAAGUUUCUUGCAGCUCAUAGAAUUAAUCUUUUUUUUGCUGUCUUUUUUUCCUCAUCCUACGUUAAUUAACAUAAUAAUGCAAUUGAUUCUGACAGAUUUUUCUUUAAUAUUUUAGUAAAAUCUAGCCUUUUAACUUAUCACCACGAGAAAGAAACUGCAAUUUGAUUCUUUAUGUUCAUCUCUUAUUAUUUUUUCUUUCUAAAUUUGCUUAAUCUAGACUCAAUUGUAUGAAGUGUAUCACACUUAAUUGUUUUCAACUAUCUUGCUGUCUUUUUGUCCUUAUUUUCUUUUAUAAUUCCAUGAUGGAAAUCUUGAUUUUUAACGAAUAACCAAGAGAAAAGAAACUGCAAUUUGAUUCUUUGUUUAAUAUCUACUGUCAUCACUUAAUUGCUAAGUUUCCUGCAGUUCAUGGUGUGUUCACCUUUCUUACCGUCUCUUCUUCUGAGUAUUAAUUCAUUAAUGUAAUUAUUCUUUGCAGAUAAUUUUUUUAAGAGGGGCCUUGGCUGUUUGGAAGAUUUUGAGAUUUUAAGAUAAUGCUGAGGAAAAGGAGCAGAUCCAACCAGAAGAAUCAACUGAUGGAUCAAUUGAUGUCUGAUUCUGUUUCACAGCCUUAUUUUCAUUCUGAUGUUUUCGGUCAGGAAACUAAAAACAUUUCUGUCUUUAAUGUUCCUAGUCUGUUUGUGGGGUUCAAUCCCAAGAAUUCAGAAUCUGAUUCAAUUAGAAGCCCUACUUCUCCUUUAGAUUUUAAGUUGUUUUCGAAUCUCAGCAAUCCAUCUAGGGUCUCAAAAUUAUCAAAUGAGGGGCAUCAGAAGAGAUGGGAUUGUAGUAAAGUAGGCUUAAGCAUUAUCCAUUGUCUUGAAAAUGGAAGUGAACACUCGGAGAAGGUUCUCCUAUUGUCCAAUAGUAGAAAUAUUCUUUCUGGACCACAAAUGAGGAUAAAAAGUCCAAAUUUUAGAACCCACACCGAUUCAUCUGAUACACCAAAAUCACUGCCUAAAAACAUUACGAUUUUUCCUUGUACCCGAGGCAAACAAUCAAAUCAUCAAAAGGGCAAUUCUGGUGUUCUGUUUGGAAUUGGGGAAGACCCAUUUGAAGAGGAAUCGGAUGGAAAUUUCCGCUCUAAUUUCCGCUCUUUCUCAUUAGAUUCUGGAAUGCAUUUUUCACAUUUAGCUAACCUGAAGCCUGAUCAGCGAUGUGGUGAUUUCAAUUCCGAGAACUCAAUAAAGCCAGUGCCUUCACAAUCGGAAGUCAUUGGACGAAGCUUUAAGUUAUGCAAUUCAUCUCAGGAAAACCUUAGUUCAAUUCUGGAAUCCGUCGGCUCCAGAACUGGUUUAAUUGGAAAUAUCCCGCCUAGUGAGAUUGAGCUUUCUGAAGACUAUACCUGUGUAAGAAAACAUGGCCCCAACCCAAAAAUUACCCAUAUCUUUGGUGACUGUGUUUUGGAAUGUCACAACAAUGAAGUUACCACUUUUUUAAAGGAAAGCGAAGAGGAUAUUGCAUUGCAGCAGGCGGCAGAACUCUCUGACAUUAUUGCUUCUUAUCCUCCGAGUGAUUUCUUAAAAUUCUGUUACUCUUGCAAGAAGAAAUUGGAAGGGGAAGAUAUUUACAUGUAUAGGGGCGAGAAGGCAUUUUGCAGUUGGAGUUGCCGCUCGCAGGAGAUUUUGAUUGAUCAGGAGAUGGAGAAAGCCAAAAAUAAUUCUUCAGAAAACUCUCAUGAGUUGAACAACUGUGAAGAAAGUUUCGACGACACUUAGUUUAUCGAUACAUAGGAUGCUGUGGUUAUGUCAUCUUGAGACACUGCCCGUGAUUGAUGGAAACCUCGACUUAGGUAUACAUCCCCGACCUUAUAUCCAUUGAGAGCUGUUUGUGCAUCUUUUAGCAGCCUUGGAUACUUGUUGCAUAUGUUGAUUGUGUUUCGUCUCUUAUAAUUCUAACUUUCUUGGUAUAUCACUAGAAUUUUAUGUGGUGAUAUCUUAUUCAGAAGGGCAGUAGACUAUGUAUUCGCUAGAUUUGAUGUACAAGUCUUCAACUAAAUUUAAUGCAAAAGGUUUUAUGAAUAUACUGUGGUUUUUUCUCA
Olea europaea var. sylvestris is the source of this 2202-nucleotide messenger RNA. RefSeq lists its product as uncharacterized. Bases 659 to 1879 code for a protein of 406 amino acids. The record is from RefSeq and is a predicted model, not a curated record. Lineage: Eukaryota; Viridiplantae; Streptophyta; Magnoliopsida; Lamiales; Oleaceae. The transcript is spliced from 2 exons.